Molecule: messenger RNA, 700 nt
Organism: Oppia nitens
Lineage: Eukaryota; Metazoa; Arthropoda; Arachnida; Sarcoptiformes; Oppiidae
Product: probable RNA-binding protein EIF1AD
Exons: 4
Coding region: 170-643 (157 amino acids)
Biological process (GO): translational initiation
Cellular component (GO): nucleus
Molecular function (GO): RNA binding; translation initiation factor activity
Source: RefSeq, a predicted model, not a curated record
AUUGAAAUGUAUGUUUGCAUUGCAAUGAAAGACAAACAAAAUUCACGUUUUUAUUUGAAUUGUCUGUUAAUUAUGGUAUCAAUUGAUCAUAACUUUGAAGACAACAACCAUUAUUGAAGUGACGGACAGACAAACAGAUUGCUGAAGACAUCAUUGAACUGUUGACAACAUGUCAAAGACAACUAAGAAUAAACACGUGACACAAGAAGUGUUAAAUCAGUUUGAAUUGCCUCAAGAGUGUCAACAAAUUGUAAAAGUGAUCRCUUCUCGUGGCAAUAAUCUGCACGAAGUAUUGACUGCCGAUGGCCAACAGUUUUUGGUGUCAAUGCCGCCAAAGUUCCGCAAAUGGAUUUGGAUUAAGAGAGGUGAUUAUCUGAUUGUCGAUCCCAUAGAAGAGGGCAAUAAAGUUAAGGCAGAGAUUGCAAACAUUUUAAUGAAAGAACAGAUUAAAUAUAUUAAAGAAGAAGGAAAAUGGCCGCCAGCUUUUGAUGAUAAUGACCAAAAUGAAGAUAAAGAUGAAGAUCUUCUUUUUAGGAAUACUAAUAGAGAACAAUAUAUAAGUGAAAGUGAUUCGAGUGAUGAUGAAGAAGAUAGCGAUGAUAAUGAAGUUAAUGACAAUCAUAAUAAUGAUUUAAAUCAAUAAUUAGUUAGUUUUGUAUAAAUUUUAUUAAUAUUGUUAUAUUAAUUAAAUGUAAAAUAA